Molecule: messenger RNA, 2138 nt
Organism: Cynara cardunculus var. scolymus (artichoke)
Lineage: Eukaryota; Viridiplantae; Streptophyta; Magnoliopsida; Asterales; Asteraceae
Product: vesicle-associated protein 2-2-like
Exons: 9
Coding region: 381-1454 (357 amino acids)
Biological process (GO): endoplasmic reticulum membrane organization
Cellular component (GO): plasma membrane; endoplasmic reticulum membrane
Source: RefSeq, a predicted model, not a curated record
CAGUCAGACCCUCUUCUACCAAACGCCACCCUUUUUUCUGAUUAGGGUUUCUCUCGAUUGAAUCAAGGCCCACAAAAACACUAUCGAAUCCAAUCGAAUCAACAACCCAACCGUUACGGAAUCAUUACGCAAUAUUUUCAAAUAUUCAUUAAAUUCAUCGCUACAUUCAUUUCAAAUCCUCAUUUUUGUCGAUUUCCUUCUUGUUUUUCUCGCCCUUUCAGGUGGCGAUUCUUCUUUUUAUCAAAUUCGGUUUCAAUUUCUUCCCUUCUCUUGUUGAUCAAAUAUCUAUCGGCCUUAUUUUAAAAAAAAUUAAAACUAAGAAUGUGAAAGUCAGUUUUGGGUUUUCUUUGAAUUUUGAACUAACCUUUACUUAGGUUUUGAUGAAUCAAUGGAAGGGAUCAAAUUUAUUGAUAAGAGUAUCUGUGGUUGUACUGGGAGAAGGGAUUAAAUAUAUCACUAUUCUUUUUUGGUUGACUCUUGGUGCAAAGAUGAAACCAGAUAUUUUGGAGAUGAAGCCGCAAGAACUUCGGUUCAUAUUUGAACUGAAGAAACAAAGCUCAUGUUCUGUUCAAAUGAUCAAUAAAACCAAUCACCAUGUUGCUUUCAAGGUUAAAACUACCAAUCCGAAGAAAUACUGUGUCAGACCGAAUACUGGAGUUAUCGAUCCGAAUUCAGUAUGUGAUUUUACAGUUACUAUGCAAGCACAAAAGGUAGCUCCUCCCGAUAUGAUAUGCAGGGACAAGUUCUUAGUUCAAAGUACCUUUGUCCAGGAGGGGACAAAAGAGGAGGACGUAACAUCUCACACGUUCACUAAAGAGGAUGGUAAAACUGUUGAUGAAAAAAGGCUUAAAGUGGUCCUCAUCCCCGCACCAGACUCGCCAGAAUCAUCUCCAAUCAAUGAAACAUUGAAGCUGGUACAAAAGAAUGAUGGCAGAGAACUGAAAGAUGAUGUAGUUCAAAAACAUAGCUCUCAUGCCAAGGUUGAUGAGGGCAUGGAAGUGUCCAAAGGAGAAGGUGAAAGUGUAGAGGCAACACGGAAGGAAGAAACUAUAAAAAGGAAAGAUGAAGAUGUAAAAAGGAAGGAAGAAACUAUGAAAAGGAAAGAUGAAGAUGUAAAAAGGAACGAAGAAUCUGCAAAACGGAGCAAAGAAUUUAUAAAAAGAAACAACGAGCCAAUGCAGAUGAAUGAUACAGAGGAGUUGAGAUUAGUCAAAGAUCUUGAAGAGACAAAGUCAAAAGUGAAAGAACUUGAGUCAAAGCUUAGCGAGGCUAAAGCGACUAUUUUACAUCUAUCAGAAGAAAAAAGAUCAGCUACUCAAGAGAAGCACUUUUUACAGGGAGAAUUGGAUUUGCUAAGAAAUAAGAGACACAGGGCGCAGGUGGGAUUUCCGUUGCUGUUUGUUUUUAUGGUGGGGCUUGUGAGCCUCUAUCUCGGAUACUUGUUGCACUGCUGACCAACAAAAGCCGUCUUAUGUUUAUAAAAGCUAAGUUGUGCCUGGUUUUAAGUGUCUAUAUGUGCAAGUUCUUAAUAAAGUAGUACCCACCUACCAUAUGCUCUUCUUCUGCUUUGUGUCCAUAUAGUUUGUUAACCAGCAACAAUGGAGCGACCACAACGUUACUCCUUCGUGCACGGGGAUGAAUAGUCUUGGUGCCAAACGGUCGAUCGUUCUUUCGCUGCGUUAGGAAUAUUGCUAUCCGAAUUGUAUGAUAAUUGUAGGAAGAAAUGAUGGUAUAGAAAUUAGAGAUGGUAUCAGAUGGUGUUUCUGCUUUUGGAUUAGUCCCAAGUCGUGGAGAGACGAGUUGUUUUAAUCGUUUACCGUUUGGCUGGUUUUUUUUCUCAUUUUGUGGUUCCUAUUUAUAUCACUUCUUUGUGAACCGAUUUCCCGCAUCUGAUUCCGUUCUUAGUCACUGAUCGACUCGACUGAAAAUGGUCAUUCAUAAGCUAUGUUUUUCCAUGUUUUUUUUUUUGUUGUAAAACGCUGAACAUCAACGAUUAUAGGUGGGCAAACCUAUUAAUUGCUCGUCCCGACCUCCAACAUGAUUGGACCGGUCCUUAUGUAAUUGGUCCAUCCGUUUGCCGGUAGAUCAAAAGUUUGUAAAGUUGCUUGAUGUCUUUUUAACUAAAUUAGUUUUUGGUA